This is a messenger RNA of Cylicostephanus goldi, 414 nucleotides long. NCBI's taxonomy places the organism in Eukaryota, Metazoa, Nematoda, Chromadorea, Rhabditida, Strongylidae. The record is from the annotation of a GenBank genome assembly.
CGAGCACGGCGCGGACGGCCUAUAGAAAGGCAUAUUUUACCACUGAAAGAAGUUUUGAAAUUUUUCUUGGGCAAGAGUGUUUGCGGGGGAGAAGAAAGCCUAUGUAAAAGCUUCAACUACAUAACGCUCGUAAUUUCAGCAACAGUUGGAUGGAUUAUGCUUGCUGCAGCUGUGUUUUGCAUCUGGGAAGACUGGACAUACUUUACUAGUAUAUACUUCUUUUUUAUAUCAAGUAGCACUAUAGGUCUUGGCGAUGUAACACCAGCACAUCCUGAGUACAUGAUAGGCACUUUUGGUGUAGUAAUCGUAGGUCUCUCGAUGGUUUCGGUUUGCAUCGACGUCGUGAGGGAGAAGCUGGAACUAAUGUAUAUGGCUCUGCUGAAGAAAAUGCUACAGGUACUUGUGGCAUCAUAA